This is a messenger RNA of Grosmannia clavigera kw1407, 1875 nucleotides long. Its product is annotated as major facilitator superfamily transporter multidrug resistance. The record is from RefSeq and is a predicted model, not a curated record. Gene Ontology annotation, molecular function: transmembrane transporter activity. The coding region runs from base 1 to 1875 and encodes 624 amino acids. The transcript is spliced from 3 exons. Gene Ontology annotation, biological process: transmembrane transport. NCBI's taxonomy places the organism in Eukaryota, Fungi, Ascomycota, Sordariomycetes, Ophiostomatales, Ophiostomataceae.
AUGUCGAGUCGACUACCACCCGAAACCGCCCCUGAUGGCGGUUUCGCGCCAGACGAGUCUCAAUACUCCUCCAUUGUGCACGCCUCCACCACCCAGCCACGCCGGGACAGCGAUCUGACUCGGACUGCCUCGAUCAGCCGCCCAAUGACUGCUCUCGCCAAUGCAUCGCGCGCCCGCCGUGGCAGCCAGGCCAGCACCGGCUCCCGCUACGAGGCCACCAAGGCCCGGCGGGAUCCCGAUCUCGAUAUCAACCUGCCCUACCGCACCCUGAGCACCACCGCAAACAUGGAUGAAUACCGCCGCGAGGUGCCUGGUGGUGAGAUGGUCGGUCCCGAAGAGCCCCCAGAGUUCGCUGCUGAGGCCGAACGUGCAUCGUUGGCCGCCGGUCGUGCGCCCACCAAUCAGUCUCGCCGUUUCCGUCUUGUCGCCUUCGAGCCAAAUGACCCGGGAAACCCGAAGAACUGGAGCAAGAUUUUCAAGUGGUAUAUCACCAUGGUCGUUGCUGUUACCUGUUUCGUCGUGGCUUUCGCUUCCAGUGUCGUCACUGCUGACAUCAGCGGUGUGAUGGCCACGUUUGACGUUUCUGAGGAAGUGGUUCUGUUGACUAUCACCCUAUUCGUUAUCGGCUUCGGUGUUGGUCCCAUGGCCUUUGCUCCCCUGUCCGAGGUCUACGGUCGCAAGAUCAUCUACGUUUCCACCUUGCUGGUCGCAGUCGUCUUCAUCAUUCCCUGCGCAGUUUCCAAGAACAUUGGUACACUGCUUGUCUGCCGUUUCAUCGACGGUAUCGCUUUCUCCGCACCCAUGACACUCGUCGGCGGCACCCUUGCGGACAUGUGGCGGAAUGAGGAGCGUGGUGUCCCCAUGGCUGCAUUCUCUGCCGCGCCCUUCCUUGGCCCUGCCAUCGGUCCUCUUGUCGGUGGCUAUCUGUCUGACGCCAAGGGAUGGCGCUGGCUGUACUGGCUGCAGCUUAUCCUUGCUGGCUUUGUCUGGUGUCUGCUUACCUUCACCGUCCCUGAGACAUAUGCGCCCAAGAUUCUCCUGGAUCGCGCCAAGAAGAUGCGCAAGGAGACUGGCGAGCUUGACUUUGUCACCGAGCAGGAGCUGGACACGCGCCCUAUGUCGGAACGUCUCAUGGUCUUCAUUGCCCGUCCGUUCCAGCUUCUCUUCACGGAGCUGAUCGUCUUCCUGAUCUCUCUCUAUAUGUCUGUCCUGUACGGUCUUCUGUACAUGUUCUUCGUUGCCUUCCCCAUUAUUUACCAAGAGGGCAAGGGCUACAACUCUGGCAAGACUGGCCUGAUGUUUAUCCCGGUUGCCGUUGGUGUCAUCGCGUCUGCUGCAUGCUCCCCUUUCGUCAACAACCACUACAUUAAGAUGUCGCAUAAGUACAAUGGCAAGCCGCCAGCCGAGAUCCGGCUGAUUCCCAUGAUGUUGAGCUGCUGGUUCAUUCCCAUCGGUCUCUUCAUCUUCGCGUGGACUUCGUACACCGACAUCUCUUGGGCUGGUCCCGCUAUGGGUGGCUUCCCUGUCGGCUUCGGCUUCAUUUUCCUGUACAACGCCGCCAACAACUACCUAGUCGACUCUUACCAGCACCAGGCUGCUUCUGCACUAGCAGCCAAGACCUGCAUUCGGUCCUUCUGGGGUGCCAGUGUCGUCUUGUUUACUGAGCAGAUGUACCAUCGCCUGAAUGACCAGUGGGCCGGAUCUCUUCUAGCCUUCAUCAGUCUUGCAUGCUGUGCCAUCCCCUUCUGCUUCUGGUUCUUCGGUGCCCGCAUUCGGCAGCGGUCGAAGUAUGCCUACAGCGGUGACGACGAUGAGGAGCCGACCAAGUCUGGUGGCAGCGACUCCGACCCCGAAAAGGCUGAACCUGCUCACUAA